This is a messenger RNA of Platichthys flesus (European flounder), 1638 nucleotides long. Its product is annotated as arf-GAP with dual PH domain-containing protein 2-like. NCBI's taxonomy places the organism in Eukaryota, Metazoa, Chordata, Actinopteri, Pleuronectiformes, Pleuronectidae. Gene Ontology annotation, biological process: positive regulation of GTPase activity. The record is from RefSeq and is a predicted model, not a curated record. Bases 135 to 1277 code for a protein of 380 amino acids. The transcript has 11 exons. Gene Ontology annotation, molecular function: GTPase activator activity; phosphatidylinositol bisphosphate binding. Gene Ontology annotation, cellular component: intracellular membrane-bounded organelle; plasma membrane.
AUUUUUUUUUCCGACUAGCCGCAGAAGAGAGCCGCUCUGCACCCUGAACUGUGUCCAGUCAACAUGAAGUUAAUACGUAGCAGAAUUUGUGGGACUCUACUCUAACAGAAGAUAAACUAGAUAUAUCGGCACCUAUGGCAUCUCUGGAGAGAAACAACAAAAUCCUGCUGGAGUUGGUGCAACAGCCGGGGAACAAGGUGUGUGCUGACUGCGGAGCUCCUGAGCCGGACUGGGCCUCGUACACUCUCGGUAUCUUUGUGUGUCUGAACUGCUCGGGGUUGCAUCGUAAUUUACCCGCCGUCAGCAGAGUCAAAUCCAUACGUCUGGAUCUCUGGGAAGAAUCCCUAGUAGAGUUCAUGCGGGAGAAGGGGAACUCUGCUGCCAAAGCCACUUUCGAGAAGUGUGUCCCUGCCUUUUUCUACCGGCCGCAGCAAAAAGACUGCAUAGUUCUCAAGGAUCAAUGGAUCCGCGCAAAGUAUGAAAGAAGAGAAUUCACCGGAGAAAAUACCUACUUUCAACAAUGUUAUUGCUCAGAUCUGUUUGAGGCCACACUAAUGAAGAAAGGCAAAGACAACAAGCAGUUUCUUAAGAGGAGCUUUCUUUUGUCCAAGAAAGACUUCACCCUCAGAUACUUCAUAAAAGAGGACUCCAAGGUUCCCAAAGCGGUCAUCAGCAUGAAGGAUCUGAACGCAGUUUUCCAGCCGGAGAAGAUCGGCCAUGCUCACGGCCUGCAGAUCUCCUACCUGCAGGAGGAACGCAUGAGGAAUCUGUUUGUCUACCAUGAGAGUGGGCAGGUCAUUGUAUCCCUAUUCAAUGCUAUCCGGGCAACACGCUUGGCCUACCUCCAGAAGAAACAUCCCACCCUUCAAGGCAGUGACUUUAUACCUCAGUUGACAAAUCACUGCCUGAAGGAGGGAUACAUGGAGAAAACCGGCCCAACGCAACGAGAGCCGUUCAAGAAAAGAUGGUUCACGCUGUGCUCCAUGAACAGAAAACUUCUGUAUUUUAAAACUCCACUGGAUGCUAUGGAGCUCGGCGCCGUCUUCAUUGGCACCGAGAGCCACAGCUACUCGGUCUCAGAGAGCAGUGGCAAGAGCUCGAGGGGGGGCCGGUGGCGCUGUGGCAUCACCCUGCAGACUCCAGGCCGACAGUUUGUGUUCCAGUGUGACCAGGAGCAGGAGCAGAGGGAGUGGGUGGAGGCACUGAGAAGGGUCAUCGCUCAGCCCAUGACCCCAGAGGACUAUGCUAAUGAAGCCAACCUGAUUAGGGGGAAAUGAGCAGAACACCUUUUUCUUGAGGUCGUUUUGGAACAUAACAGACUGAUCGCUUCACUUCCAAUCCUGCCAGUGAGGAUAGAGAGAAGUAGAACCAAAGACUCUUUCAUACCAGCAGGACUCUUCAUCUCCACUGACAAUAAACUCAACCCCAACACUUUGCAUAGGCUACAGCCUCUGUGCUUACUGUGCUACACUUUGGAGAAGUUCCUGCUGAUGAAAGCCUUCUCGUGUGGAGCACCAUGAAUACAAUGGAGCCAAAUGCUGUAUUUAUUAAAAACAGGGUCUGUAGAUUUUCACGCACAAUUUCUUUGUCUGUAGUAAUAUUGCACUUUUUUUUUUUAUUAAAUCUCUCUCACACUCA